UAAAUGAGUCAAAGUAUAAAAGUAUGUAGUAUUAAACGUUUCUUAUAAAAAAUAUUACUUAUACAAAAACUACAAUCGAUCAGCUUGAUUUAUUACAUAUUCCACAUCCACGGCGAUAAUAUUAAUUACUCCUCACCAAGAAGAACUUAAAUGAGUGCCCUAAACAUGGAUUGUGAACAGCGCGGCGAUAUAGACAGUGUCUUCGGUUGGAUCGCCAAUCUUUGCAACAAAGAAACGCGUCUUUGGGCGAUGUUGGAGCUAUUCGAAAGGCGCAGCCACAUUGACAGCCUAGGACUCUUGCUAUGGCAUUCCUUUGGAGCUGUGAGUGGUUUGCUACAAGAGAUUGUGACAAUAUAUCCGGUCAUUUAUCAAGAAAUUGAAUUAACCGGCCAACAGUCGCACCGGAUUUGCACUGCCAUUGGGCUGAUUCAGGCUAUGGCCGCACAUCCCUUCAUUGGUAUUCAACUCAUACGAUGCCAAUUCAUGUGCUAUUUGAUGCCAUUGCUUAAAAUGACUUCUCAAACUCGCGCCGUUGAGCAUGUUCGCCUCUCUGUCUUGGGCGUCAUUUGCGGUCUACUGAAAUCAGAUCAUCCGGAGAUCGUAUCUUAUUUUUUGGGCACUGAAUUAAUUCCACUUACCCUGCGGCAGCUGGAGUUUCUGGCCAUGUCCGUCGAGAUCUCCGGAACUAUAUAAGCUAGAAGGUUGAGGUUCAGCAUAAAGAUUCCAGCGACAAACACGGAGCGAAAGUUUGCUGAACCAUGUUGCCACACCACUCUUACGCCCACAAACCGCACAAAACUGCCACGCCCACAAUUUUGAAAAACGUGUUGAUAUUUUUUCACAUUUGUAUAAGUCUUGUAAAUUUCUUUCGAUUUGCAACAAAACUUUUUGCGCCUUAAAGCCGCCAUUUUAUUCCCCAAAUUAAAUUAACUUAAAUUAACUGAGUAACGGGUAUCUGAUACUCGGUGAAUUCGACUUAGCAUUCUCUUUUGAUUUAAAUUUUAGUUUCCCGAAUU
Messenger RNA from Drosophila sechellia, 1016 nucleotides. Its product is annotated as CCR4-NOT transcription complex subunit 9-like. The transcript has a single exon. The record is from RefSeq and is a predicted model, not a curated record. NCBI's taxonomy places the organism in Eukaryota, Metazoa, Arthropoda, Insecta, Diptera, Drosophilidae. Gene Ontology annotation, biological process: mRNA catabolic process. The coding region runs from base 151 to 693 and encodes 180 amino acids. Gene Ontology annotation, cellular component: CCR4-NOT complex.